Messenger RNA from Linum trigynum, 2370 nucleotides. NCBI's taxonomy places the organism in Eukaryota, Viridiplantae, Streptophyta, Magnoliopsida, Malpighiales, Linaceae. The record is from the annotation of a GenBank genome assembly.
CACAAAUCCCACUACCUUCGUCGGAUAGCUCUGUGCCACCGAGCCAUAAAACGCAUUUUCCGACUGCUCCCGGCCUCCGAUCGAGGCGCCGUUUAUGGCAUUGGAUUCCUCUCGGCGAGGCACACCGACCAGUGCCCCCUUUAUCCCAUCGCCCUACUUUUCACCUUGCCGGAAAUUGCCUCCAGCGACCCUCCGAAAGCUGUUUUGGGUCAACAACUAGUCAGACAACCUCCCGCUUUUCCCCUCGCUCUACCUUCCUUCUUGUGUCUCCAAGUUGGUCUUUUUGCCUCAAAUUGUGUUUUUGGAGAAUUGAAUUGUAGAGUGUAGGGUCGACGGAACCAAUUCUGCAUGUUUAGAUGUGUAUGCGGGAGAAUGUAUGCAUGUGUGGUGUGCUUGGAAAUGUUAGAACCUUAAUACUUGCCAGUUUUGUAGUAGUUCUACUGCAGCCUAGUGGGUUGUGCUUAAGUGUAGGGGGAAUUCCUGGACCAGUGGAUCCGAUUCCCCCAAUUAUUCUGGUUACUAACGGGCCUCGAGGUUGUGAUUGUCUAUUUUGCAGGAAAAUGGUCAAUCUAGAUCAUGACUUUCUGCAAGGCCUCCGGUAUAUCGAGGCCUACGAUGUUGCGUUUGCCAAGAUGCAGGCGACCGAGAUUGGUUCCCACUACACCAUCAAUCUCUCCUACUUCGACUAGUUCAUCUACCGCGACGCCAUCGCGGCGGCCAUCCCUCAUCCUCAUUGGCGCAGCCUAUUGGAGUUCCAGGACGACAUGUACGCGAACUCAUCCUAACUUCUACAACACCUUCACCCAUACCAGGAAGAAGCUAACUUACCGUGCGGGCAUGAUCAGCUUCCUCCUUGACGGUCACCACCACAGCUUGAGCUACGCCGAGUUCACCACCGCCCUAGGCCUGGACCCCACUCCCCUGCGCGAGGUCGAGGCUACUUUCCCCCAGGCCGACUAUUAGUCCUUCUACAAGCGAAUCCGCCUGCACCAGCAUGUUGUUGUUCCUUACACGCAAAGCCGGACCAUUGCCAGCCAGCUGCAGGCCCCGUGGCACUUGCUGCAGGCACUGCUAGCUCACUCCGUCAUUCCCAGUCAGAAAGCGUUCGGUCAGGUGACAAAGAAACAUAUGUACGCCCUCAUCUCCAUGGCUAGUGCGGGGGACGGUCUCCACCUGGGAUCCAUUCUUGCAUUCUCUUUCUCGCGGGUGAGGAACCACUCGAAGGUCACCACAGGCACGGAGGGGCCUUAAUCAUUCAGCUUGCGCGGUUCUUUGGAGUGUCGUUGAAUGGCUGCACCCUAUUCGGUCGUGUCAGAGACUUCCUCGUCGAGACCUUCAGUGCCAUGGGGAUGAUCCAGGUCUCGAGGGCAGAUCCGCAGAUCCAAUGGAUCAGGGGGCUGUAGAGUUAGAUGAGGUUGCCGCAGCCGAGCCUCCACCACCUCCACCAGUCUAGUCUUACCCUGGCGACUCGAGUGUCGGGCCUUCCUCAGCCGCACCAGCUGGUAGCCAGUGGGCCGCCAUGGAGGCUCGUUUUGAUCAGAUCGAGGUGCUCCUCGAUCAUGAGUCUGAUGGAAGGCACUACUCCCAAGCGCCUAUGCUCGGAGGCUGAUGUGGACAUUACUCAGGAUUUCUGGGACCCUUCUCCACCUCGGGAUGAUGAUGAGGAGGUCUGAUACUUGAUGGCGAGCUCCAUGUGUUUUGUGUUUUGUUAUUUUGUAUUUGGUUCAUUUGAGUCGAACUGGAUAUUGUUGGUGUUUAUUUUCUUUCCUUUUUGUUUGAAGCCAUGGGGCUGACAACUGUUAUCCUAACUCUUACCAAGUGUGAGUGGUUGUGUUUUGUCUAGCCUUGCUUCUUAGAAACUGGUCCAUCGUCUAGUCCGCUCCCGAUGACUGGUCCCAUUUCCAGUCUCCCUGUAGUCCGUUUUGCCGGUAACAUCGUUCCCCUUAUCCUUCCCUCUUCUCCAUUGAGGGCAAUGUCAUGCUUAAGUGUUUUUGUGUGUGUGUGUUUGUGGGGGGGGGGGUGUUUAUCUUUGACUGCAUAGAUGAGUUUGUGUGCUUGGAGCCUAGUCCACUGUCCAAUUUGAUGAAUUGAGGGCUCUAAGUACUAUCUCUUGCAAUAACCUGCUCAAUAUGCUUUCAAUUGACAGCCUUACUGUGAUAUGCAACCUAGGGAGGUAGUUGUAGCACUAUGGAGGAUGUUGAAGUAUAAGAUUUUUCCUAUCUAUCUCCUAACUAUGCCGGUCGAUUUUGUGAACUAGUGGAUUUAGGACCGUUGAUUCAUGUGGUAUUGAUGACUCUCCUUAUGUUGUGUUGUGGAAUCGCGUAUUGAAAAAGGGUGCUCAAUUGUGUGAAAUGAAAAAAACAGUUGGUC